Molecule: messenger RNA, 1103 nt
Organism: Octodon degus (degu)
Lineage: Eukaryota; Metazoa; Chordata; Mammalia; Rodentia; Octodontidae
Gene: Pstpip2
Product: proline-serine-threonine phosphatase interacting protein 2
Exons: 13
Coding region: 105-1082 (325 amino acids)
Biological process (GO): actin filament polymerization
Cellular component (GO): actin filament; plasma membrane; cytoplasm
Molecular function (GO): actin filament binding
Source: RefSeq, a predicted model, not a curated record
CCGUGGAACUCGGCAGUAGCGCCCGGCCGCGGGCGGAGACAGUCGGCUCCCUCCCCGCGCGUCCCGCUGCGCCCCGACGCUCCGCGCCCCCGACCUGCGCCGGCAUGACGGGCUCGCUGUUUAAGGGCAACUUCUGGAGCACUGAUAUCCUCAGCACCAUUGGCUACGAUACCAUCAUCCAUCAUCUGAACAAUGGCCGCAAGAACUGCAAAGAGUUUGAGGACUUUUUAAAAGAAAGGGCAUCGAUUGAAGAGAAAUAUGGCAAGGAUCUGCUCAACCUAUCUAGGAAGAAGCCAUGUGGACAGUCAGAGAUCAACACCCUGAAGAUGGCCCUUGAAGUCUUCAAGCAACAAGUAGACAAUGUGGCUCAGUGUCACAUUCAGCUUGCACAGACUCUAAGAGAAGAAGCCAGGAAAAUGGAAGAAUUCAGGGAAAAACAGAAGCUACAACGGAAAAAGACAGAGCUUAUAAUGGAUGCUGCCCAUAAACAAAGGAACUUACAAUUCAAGAAAACCAUGGAUGCAAAGAAGACCUACGAGCAGAAAUGUCGGGACAAAGAUGACGCUGAGCAAGCUGUCCACCGGAGUGCCAACGCAGUAAACACGAAGCAACAAGAAAAGGCCUUUUCUUGCAUUGCAGACAAAGUGUACAUGCAGCACAUCAACGCACUGGACAGGAUCCGAGAAGAGUGGCAGAGCGAGCACGUGAAGGCCUGCGAGGUGUUUGAAACUCAAGAAUGUGAACGAAUAAACUUCUUGCGGAAUGCACUGUGGGUACAUUUGAAUCAGCUGUCACAACAGUGUGUCACAAGUGAUGAGAUGUAUGAACAAGUCCGUAAGAGUUUAGAAAUGUGCAGCAUUGAGAAAGACAUCGAGUACUUUGUAAAUCAACGAAAAACUGGCCAGAGUCCACCAGCACCCAUUCUGUAUGAGAAUUUCUACUGCCCCAACCGGAAACCAGCCGCACCAGGAAAGCCUACAGGAACUAAUUUGCCAAGGAGAGGACCUCUCCCAGUUCCUAAAAGUUUACCAGAUGAUCCUGAUUAUUCUUUGGUUUCUGACUACAGUUUGCUCUAUCAGUAAUACCAGAGGUAAGAACCUUUA